Thermochaetoides thermophila DSM 1495 is the source of this 1044-nucleotide messenger RNA. Its product is annotated as carbon-nitrogen ligase-like protein. The record is from RefSeq and is a predicted model, not a curated record. Lineage: Eukaryota; Fungi; Ascomycota; Sordariomycetes; Sordariales; Chaetomiaceae. Gene Ontology annotation, molecular function: carbon-nitrogen ligase activity, with glutamine as amido-N-donor. The transcript has a single exon. Gene Ontology annotation, cellular component: mitochondrion. The coding region runs from base 1 to 1044 and encodes 347 amino acids.
AUGUCGAGCAAGGCCGCCUUCAGCAACCUGAUCCGGACCCUGGGUCAGCCGGUCGUCCGCCGGCCUGCCAUAACGACGACAAGGUUGGCUUUCAUCCGUGGGGCCCGGCCCUAUUCGUCAACCGACAUCCCGCCUCCUCCGCUCCUCUCCAAGAUCAAGGAUGACCUGAAGACGGCGAUGCGGGCCAAGGACCAGAACCGGCUCUCGGUCCUCCGUGCUGUGCUGGCUGCCGUGGUGAACGCCAGCAAGACUGACGCUCCGAUCAAGACGGACGUGCAGCUGGUUGUCCUGCUGCGCAAGUCGGCAGCCAAGUCGCGCGAGGCGGCCGCGGAGGCCCGGAUGGCGGGCCGCGAGGAUUUGGCAGAGAAGGAGGAGGCCCAGGCCAAGAUCCUUGAGGAGUACGCCGAGAGCAGUUCUGUGCGCGAGCUCACGGUCGAUGACCUCCGCAAGCAAGUGGAGGCGACUAAGGCACAACUGAUCGGCGAGGGCGUCAAGGCCAACCAGUUGUUCGGCCAAAUGAUGGGAAAGCUGAUGGGGGACAAGGUGUCGCCGAUCGCCAACUGUGUGUAUGAUAAGGCGGCGCUUGUCAAGUUGAUCCGGGAAGCUUGCCAGAACGAAAGUAAGCCUUCACGAACCACCGCCACCACCACCACCACCACCACCAUUACCACCAUUACCCCUGAAGAGUUAGAGCAACAGGAAGAGGGCACGGCGGCACAGCCAAAGAAGAAAGAGAGAAAGAAGAUGAGAAAGAAGUUCUUACCCGUCCCCACUUAUGCGGAUCUUUACAAGAUUGUGAAAGAAGAGUCUGAGAAACUUGUUGCUGAGGGAUGUGAACAGAAUAAAUUGCGCGGCAGGCUCCUGGCCCUGCUGAUGCCUUCGACCGGACCGCUCAAAGACUUGCUCAAGGACUGGUUCAUACCCCGAUCAUUCCUGGUUGGUGUGAUUAAGGAUGUUGUCCGCCACCGCAGGCUGGCUAUGACAACACCCAGCAACGGCGCCUCUGCAGUCGUCAGCACAAGCGAUAGUACCACUCAGUCUUGA